Molecule: messenger RNA, 3431 nt
Organism: Seriola aureovittata
Lineage: Eukaryota; Metazoa; Chordata; Actinopteri; Carangiformes; Carangidae
Gene: maea
Product: macrophage erythroblast attacher, E3 ubiquitin ligase
Exons: 12
Coding region: 523-1569 (348 amino acids)
Biological process (GO): proteasome-mediated ubiquitin-dependent protein catabolic process
Cellular component (GO): cytoplasm; GID complex; nucleus
Molecular function (GO): protein binding; ubiquitin protein ligase activity
Source: RefSeq, a predicted model, not a curated record
UGAUAACAGACACUGCAGAUGAUAUGGCCACAGGUUGUCACAGCCAAUUUUCGAUCAGCACUGGGGGAAAGGAAGCAGGAGUUGCAGCAGAUCCAGUUAGACAUCUGAAGACCUGCAAAAGAAGAGACCACCGUGAGAUAGCCUUUCCCCAGCAAAGACUGCAAACCUUGUGGAGUUGGUUUGGAAGCAAAGGUAGUGCUGACCAGAGGCGUGAGCUGUGAAGUGACGCCAAAGUGAGGGGAGUGGGUGAACGCCUUCAAAUCCCAUGGCUCCAACAAGAAAUAACCUGAAGAUUCAUUCCUACUGUCGGGAUUGUAAACAACACUCAGGAGGAAUAUUCCCUCUCCAGUACUCACCAGUCACCAGCAUGUCCUCAGGAAUCUCCUCAAUGAUGCAUUUUUCCUCCUGCUCUCCGAGAUCGAAAUACAUCGCCGCUGCCAACAUCAGGUCCCCUACGAGACUCUGAACAAACGCUUCAGAGCAGCUCAGAAGAACAUCGACCGGGAGACGAGCCACGUGACGAUGGUGGUUGCAGAGCUGGAGAAGACCCUGAGCAGCUUUCCGGUGGUUGACUCCGUGGUGUCACUUCUGGAUGGAGUGGUGGAGAAACUCAGCGCCCUGAAGAGGAAGGCUGCUGAGUCUAUCCAAGCAGAAGAUGAGAGCGCCAAGCUGUGUAAGCGUCGUAUCGAGCACUUAAAGGAGCACAGCAGCGACCAGCCAGCCUCAGUCAACCUGUGGAAGAAGAAACGCAUGGACCGCAUGAUGGUGGAGCAUCUGCUACGCUGCGGCUACUACAACACAGCUGUUAAACUGGCCAGACAGAGUGGUAUAGAGGAUCUGGUGAACAUUGAGAUGUUCCUCACAGCUAAGGAGGUGGAAGAGUCUCUGGAGAGGCAGGAGACAGCCACCUGCCUAGCCUGGUGCCACGACAAUAAGUCUCGCCUCCGCAAGAUGAAGAGUUGUCUUGAGUUCAGUCUGAGAAUCCAGGAGUUCAUUGAGCUCAUCAGACAAAACAAACGCAUGGAUGCAGUCAGACAUGCAAGGAAACACUUCAGCCAAGCAGAGGGUGGACAGUUGGAUGAGGUUCGGCAGGUGAUGGGGAUGCUGGCCUUCCCAUCAGAUACACACAUCUCCCCAUACAAGGAUCUUUUGGAUCCAGCCCGCUGGAAGAUGUUGAUCCAGCAGUUCCGAUAUGACAACUACAGACUGCACCAGCUUGGAAACAACUCUGUCUUCACGAUCACUCUACAAGCUGGUCUGUCUGCCAUCAAGACACCUCAAUGCUACAAGGAGGAUGGUACCUCUAAGAACCCAGACUGCCCAGUGUGCAGUAAAUCUCUAAACAAGUUGGCCCAGCCACUUCCCAUGGCCCACUGUGCCAACUCCAGACUAGUCUGUAAGAUCUCUGGGGAGGUCAUGAAUGAAAACAACCCUCCAAUGAUGCUUCCUAAUGGAUAUGUCUAUGGCUACAAUUCCCUUCUGUCCAUCCGCCAAGAUGACAAAGUGGUGUGUCCCAGAACCAAAGAAGUCUUCAACUUCUCUCAGGCUGAGAAGGUCUACAUCAUGUGAUCACUCAGAUAAGCCUGUCUGAGUGUUAACAUGAUUGAAUAUGGCCUGUCAUCCUUCACCUGUGACCUGGCCUACUCAGAGAGCCACCUGUGGAGCUGUGAUCCAGUGCCCCCCCUCCCCACAAUCCCCCACAGACACACCCAAUAUGCCCCCUCCCAAUACAUGAUUGACUCCUUUUCACCUACUCCCUCCUAUUUUAUCACACAGACACUGGGCUCUUCUCCUUCCAGACUCUUAGAUGUGGCUAGAAGUCGUUUCAUCUGAUCCAUUCAAGCACAUGGACUAUCAACAUUGUCAUUAUCUUACAGGCUUUCACUCUGAAGAUUAGAAACUAGAGAAAAGGACUUGGAGGGGGGGAGGGAGGGGGGUUAAAAACUGCUAGGUAGAUGUUUGAUUUUACUACAGCAAAUAAAAACUUGUUGAGGUUACUUUGCCUUUUCCUUUUUACUAGUUGUGUUCCUUUGUUACUUAAAUAACAUGUGGCAGGACUGUGUUAACUCACUUCAUUAACCAGAUUAACACAUGAGAUUUGGGCCUUUUUUAAAACAAACAUGGCUGCCUGGUCUCAUAGUAGCAUCUUAUUACGUGAUGCAUGCUGUUGUCUUCUAGCCAUGUGUUUUUUGGUGGGUUGUUAAGGGCAUAUGUGUUAAAUGCCUCCGUUAAACUCUAACAUUUUUGCAUCUCACCGCUGCUUGGCUGUGAAAUUGGAGCCUGAUUGGGCUGCACUAGGCUCCUGUUCAAAUGUAAAUAUUAGAUAGAAAUUGAUCAUCCUCGUGUAUAAAUUUAGGGGGUUUCCAGACAAGUAAUGACAACAAAGAUUAACCUUCUAUGAAGAUUGCUGUGUGAACUAAACAAGUCUUUUCUUGGCUGUUGUUAUCCUGAUAUAGCCCACAGUAUCCUCAAGUUAACUGGCUCUUCAGUAUAACUUAUCAUUUCUGAAGAAGCUGAUCGUUUCACUUGAUAAUAUUAGUUAUGGUGUUUUUACUACCAUAAUGAAGUUUACGCAAUAUUCAAACAAGACAACCAUCUCUGAUGUUUUUUUUUUAAUGAAAAAGAUGUCUUCCUUUGUGUGUGAGAUUUGCCAUUUCCAGCUCAACUCAACCAGUUUCUCUUCUUUUUCUUCAGCUAAACGAAUGAGUGCAUUUCAGUGCAGUGAAUUUAGGAUAUUCAUCAUGGGUGAUUGUAGUUAAUUCAACUUUACCCAAAUAGUUUUAAUUUCAUAACUAUUUUCCAACAUUGAACAAGAUAAUAAAGUGAAGGACUGUGCAGAUAUGUUUCUCUUUAACUCUGCUUAUGUUGAAGCUGCUUGUGGUACCAACAUUCUACAGGGUUUACACCACCUCCAUCAACAUUUCAUGUAGCUUAAUGCACAAUCUUUCCUUUAUUUGAAACAUUCAUUAAGAGACAGGGUAGAAACCUCAACUAGGCUGUUGGCUGAACAAUACUGUCUUCUCUUGCAAACUUUUAGUCAUCCUCAUUCUUUAUGACUUUCUCUAAAAGAUGGAUGGACUAGGGAACAGAAUCAGAACAGGACACACAAAUCUGCAAUGUGCAAUAGGUCAUGAAGGUUGACUUCAUUGUCAACUAAUGCACAAAUAAUUAUUAAAUUGUGAAAAUAUAACAACACCCAUACAAAGCGAUCCAAAAUGCAGUUCCAUGUUCAACAUGAUCAGUCUUGUGAUCAAUCAUUUCUUCCAUUUGUUGAUUCAUAGACAAACCAAAAGUUGCCUCAUUUGUGUCCAUUAAUGAUUUGGAACUGUAUCUGUAAAGACACACACUGUCCUGUGUGUUUGUGUUGGUAGAAUAGAUGAAGGGAUUGUUUCAUGAGCAAUAUGCCUCAUAAAAAUUUCCAUCAACUUUGA